Molecule: messenger RNA, 1402 nt
Organism: Dendronephthya gigantea
Lineage: Eukaryota; Metazoa; Cnidaria; Anthozoa; Malacalcyonacea; Nephtheidae
Product: 2-oxoisovalerate dehydrogenase subunit alpha, mitochondrial-like
Exons: 9
Coding region: 13-1338 (441 amino acids)
Biological process (GO): branched-chain amino acid catabolic process
Molecular function (GO): oxidoreductase activity, acting on the aldehyde or oxo group of donors, disulfide as acceptor
Source: RefSeq, a predicted model, not a curated record
AAUAUUUCCAACAUGGCGUAUUUAAUGAGAAAUAUUUUGUUUCGAACGCAGCUGACCAAGGGCUGCAAACGGGUCCUUGCUGUGGGAUCAAAGCAUUUCUCAAGUGCAUCAGGUGAAGGCACGUUAGAUUCUGAGGAUGAUGAUGUUCCUCGUUUUCCUGGUUCAAAGUCCAAGUUCACUGAUAAAUUGGAGUUUGUUGAUGUGGAAGAGGAAGGCCUCAUUCCAGUUUAUCGAGUGAUGAAUCGCAAUGGCGAAAUCACAGAUAAACAGAACGAACCAACAUUGAGCAGAGAGGUUAUUCAGAAAGUGUACAGAAAAAUGACAUUGUUAAGCACCAUGGACCGAGUUUUAUAUGAGACCCAGAGGCAGGGAAGAAUCUCAUUUUACAUGACAAAUUACGGUGAAGAAGCAGCUCAUUUCGGUACGGCAAGCGCUCUUGAUCCAGAAGAUUUGAUAUAUGGGCAAUAUCGAGAAGCUGGUGUGUUGCUCUGGCGCGGUUUCACGCUAGACGACUGCAUGAACCAGUGUUUUGCAAAUGAAAUGGACGCAGGAAAAGGCAGGCAAAUGCCGGUGCAUUACGGCUCGAAGAAACUUAAUUUUGUGACGAUUUCGUCGACUCUAGCAACACAAAUGCCACAAGCCCCAGGUGCAGCGUACGCCAUUAAACGUUCAGGCAAGCCUCACUGCGUCGCUUGUUAUUUUGGAGAAGGUGCAGCCAGCGAGGGAGAUGCGCACGCAGCAUUCAACUUUGCUGCGACCCUCGAAGUUCCAGUCUUGUUUAUAUGUCGAAACAACGGCUACGCGAUAUCCACACCAACCUCAGAGCAAUACCGAGGCGACGGAAUAGCCGGGCGAGGACGUGGUUAUGGUAUUCGUACAAUUAGGGUCGAUGGCAAUGAUCUUUUUGCUGUUUACAAUGCAACUAAAGCAGCCAGGGAAUACGUCGUUCGGGAAUCAAAACCUGCUCUUAUUGAAGCCAUGACAUACAGGAUUGGUCAUCACAGCACCAGUGACGACUCAACGGCGUAUCGUUCGCAAGAUGAAGUCAGUUCCUGGGAUAAACUUGACCAUCCUAUUGCUAGACUAAGACGUUUCAUGAUCUCGAAAGAGUGGUGGGACGAGGAACAGGAGGAGAAAUGGAAACGAGAUGCCCGUCUGCAGGUCAUGCAGGCCUUCGGCAGGGCCGAGAAAGCCGUCAAACCGCCGAUGAAGAAUUUGUUUACGGACGUGUACGACGAAAUGCCACGAAACUUGUCCGAACAGUACGAAGAAUGUCGUGCGCAUGUCAGUAAAUACCCAAACGAAUAUCCAAUUGACGAUUAUGCAAGCAAUGAAUAAAAUGUAGUCAAAUAAAUUGAAUCGAUGUAGUAUAUUUUAAUAAAACUUGAAUCUUGUGUCAUCA